Molecule: messenger RNA, 2013 nt
Organism: Aspergillus homomorphus CBS 101889
Lineage: Eukaryota; Fungi; Ascomycota; Eurotiomycetes; Eurotiales; Aspergillaceae
Product: MFS transporter
Exons: 2
Coding region: 386-1918 (510 amino acids)
Biological process (GO): transmembrane transport
Cellular component (GO): membrane
Molecular function (GO): transmembrane transporter activity
Source: RefSeq, a predicted model, not a curated record
GUCAGGUCCAAUCGGCUACUGCGGCCCUUCUUAGCAUUACAGAACCAACCCACUUGAUACAAUCCCACGAGAACUCAGCCAUGCUCGUGCGUCUUGACAGCUGGAGGGUGGAGUUUCACGUUCAUUUGGGCUGAGCCAUGUGCGUGGGAAGAACAUCCGAUAUGGAGGUGAGAGAACACUAUUAAAACUCUUCAGCCCGGAGGUUGUGUGAUCGAUUGCCAUUUGCUUUUUCCAAGACUUUCUCUACGAACGAUAAUCCAACGGCUUACUAUUAUCAUUUGCGCCUGUUGAUCAUAUCAGAUCAUCCCCGCCUCAUUGGUCCUUUCACAUCCAUACUACAUCUGUCUAGAGCCGAGCAUAAAUAUUCCAGCCCGGCUGAGUAGCCAUGAAGAAGAACGACCUUGAGUCUCAGCUACCGCACGAGAAGUCCGGCGCCUCCUCGACCUCGGCCUCCGAGGACUUCAAACCCGUCUUCCCUGUCACAGACCUCUCGCAGGGUCUUGUCGGAUGGGAUGGCCAGGAUGAUCCGGCCAACCCGCAGAACUUCCCCACCUCGAAGAAAUGGACCUUGCUGGCGCUCAUCAGCUCCAUCACCUUCAUCUCGCCGCUCGCGUCCAGCAUGUUCUCCCCGGCGAUCGGUUUCGUGGCUAGGGAGUUCAUGGUCACUAACGAGACCUUGCUGUCCUUCAGCGUGACCAUCUUCCUCUUGGGGUUCGUGUUCGGACCUCUGCUCCUCGCCCCUCUCAGUGAGAUCUACGGCCGCCGAGUCGUUCUCAGCGCCGCAAAUUGGUUCUUCGUUGUCUGGCAGGUCGGCUGUGCCAGGGCCCCGAACAUGACCACGCUCAUCGUGUCGCGCUUUUUUACCGGCGUUGGCGGCUCGGGCUGCGUCACGCUCGGCGCCGGUGUCAUCGCGGACUUGUUCCCGACGGAGAUGCGCGGUCGGGCCACCGCCAUCUGGGCCAUGGGUCCUCUUAUUGGGCCCAUCGUGGGCCCUAUCUGCGGUGGAUUUGUCGGCGAGACGAUCGGCUGGCGAUGGGUCUUCUACCUCCUGAUCAUCAGCGGGGCGGUUAUCUCGGCCGGCAUCGAGGUUCUGAACCAGGAAACGUACGCACCGCUGCUGAUCCGGUGGAAGACGGCGCGCCUGGCCAAGGAGCUGAACCGCGUCGACCUGCGCAGCGUCUAUGAAGUGACGGGCAGCAAGCACCAAGCCCCGCCGACCGCCCGCCAGGUCCUGGCACAAGGCCUCAAGCGGCCCGUGGUGCUAUUUUGCAAGUCGCCCAUCGUGCUCCUCCUCUCCGUGUACAUCGCAUUCGUAUACAGCCUGCUGUACCUUUUCUUCACCACCGUGACCUCCGUCUUCGAGGAGCGGUACGGCUUUUCGACCGGCCUCGCCGGCCUCGCAUACAUCGGCAUCGGCACGGGCUUCUUCAUCGGCCUGCUGGCCGUGUCGCUGACCAACGACCGCAUGGUCAUCAAGCUGACCGCCCAGAACGGCGGCAAGUUCGAGCCCGAGAUGCGCCUGCCCCUGAUGUUCAUCUUCAGCUGCAUCAUCCCCAUUUCGUUUUUCUGGUACGGCUGGUCGGCCGAAAACGCGCAGAAGGUCCACUGGAUUGUGCCCAUCAUCGGCAUGGUUCCCUUCGGCAUUGGCAUGCUCGGGAUUUGGAUGCCCAUCCAGACCUACGUCAUCGACGCCUACCCGGCCUAUGCGGCCUCCGCGAACGCCUCCAUGACUGCGUCAAGAUCUCUGAUGGGCGCCCUAUUGCCGCUGGCGGGGCCCACCAUGUUUCGCAACAUGGGCAUCGGAUGGGGCAAUUCGCUGUUAGGCUUCCUAGCCCUGGCCUUCGUGCCGGUUCCGUUGCUGUUCAACCGCUAUGGAAAGACCAUCAGGGAACGAUUUCCCGUGGACUUGGAUGGAUAAAGCCUGAUUAGGAUGACGAAGUUGACGAUCCCAUGACAUGUGUUGCUAGACUCCCGCUAUUCCCAUAUAGAAUAUAGACUGUACUUCUUUCUCGA